Prorocentrum cordatum is the source of this 1610-nucleotide messenger RNA. The record is from the annotation of a GenBank genome assembly. Lineage: Eukaryota; Dinophyceae; Prorocentrales; Prorocentraceae.
CUGCGCGAGCUCGCCGAGGCCGUCGACUCCGUGCCGACCGUCCCCAGCCAGGAGGCCCCGCCCCGUGGUGCUGGCAAAGGCAAGGGCACCCCCCGCUCGGGUGCUCGCAAACGUUUUGCUGCUGAUGUCCCUGUCGACCCUGGUUCUGAUGGGCCCGUAGACAUGGACGCCGACGACUUCACUUUUGACGAGAAGCUCAGGCAGGUCUGCCGCGAGGAGUUCGAGCACAUGCGCGGCACGACCGCCGCCGAGGUCAGCAGCAGCGUCUCCAAGACAAUGGGCGAGAACCACACCACCCUCCUCAACAUGUUCUCGGCCAUGCAGGCUGAGGUCGCCAAGCAGGCUUCAGCAGUCGAGCAGCAGGUGCAGUCGGCGCUGGUCCUUCGGCUCGAUGCCGUCAGCCGCCGCCUCCAGGCGCAGAUCGAUGACCACACUGCGCAGCUCCUUGCUGCCCAGGCCAGGCUUGACCGCCACGAUUCUGACAUCGAUUCCUUGCGGGAUCAGGUCGCGGAGCUCCGCAAGCAGCUUGCCCUCGCCGCCGCCGCCCUCCGCGACGAGCAGCCCCCGCCCUCCUCCUUCGAGCGCGCUGAGGACUGCACCAUCGUCGUCGCCGUCGCUAAGAAGCCCACCACCCAGGCUAGCAUCGUCGCCCCCUUGCAGCCCUGGCUCGAGGGGCUCAACUUCACCAGCGAGGACUAUUCCAUCGUGCUUCGUGGCUCGGCUCCCGCCCGCCGCUUCGAGGUGCAGUUCAAGGGACCGUCUGGCGCUGCUGCUCGCAGAGCCCGCUCCACCAUUUCAAGUCUUCGUGAUCAAUCGGGCUGGAAGGAGUUUCGGGUUACACCACCUGGCGCAGAGAUGCGCAGGUUCCACCUCGGCCCCGACAAGAGUCCAAAGCGCAUCAAGCAGAAGAUCACAGUUCGCAAAGUACGACCGGCUGUUGAGCUUCAGUACCCUGGCAGGCGCCUGUUCUCGGACAAAGAGCGCGCCGUCCUCUCGCUCGGCUGGGACAGGCCCAUGCAGUUUCAAGUGUCUCACGGAGAUGCGCCGCCCAAGAUCUUCUGGGACAUCCCCGCUCUCAGCAAGCAUGGCAUGGAUGUCGAGACCCUGCGCGCCGCUUGCCGCGACAUCACGCACCCGUCGGCCGGCGGCGACAAGGCACACAUCAUGAAGGCUUACUUGCACAAUACCCGCCCAAGUUGCACCGUCAUUGCGCUCCAGGAGACCCAUCAGGACCACCACCAGCUAGUCUCGUUCAUUGCGACCGUCGCGUCGAACAUUUCCGCCUACUCCAGCUUCGAGCAGGACCCGUUGACAGGUCAUAUUCGUGGUGGAGUGGCUAUCUUGGCACCUCCGCUCGCGGGCUGCUCCAAUGGCGCGAUGCCGACUACAGCGCAGAGGGUGCUCAUUCCUGGGCGUGCGCACGUAGUCACUAUCUCGUCUUCCUCCCACUCUGCCGACAUCCUCAACGCCCACAUCCACGAGCUCUCCCAGGCCGACAUCCGCUACGCAGUUGAGACGAUCAAGGCCUCCCGACUUCGUGCACCGGAGGACCCAGACAUGUGCGCCACCUUCGUGCUGGGGGACUUCAAUUUUGCCGUGCACGACGCGCU